This is a messenger RNA of Cannabis sativa, 1137 nucleotides long. RefSeq lists its product as uncharacterized. The record is from RefSeq and is a predicted model, not a curated record. The transcript has 2 exons. NCBI's taxonomy places the organism in Eukaryota, Viridiplantae, Streptophyta, Magnoliopsida, Rosales, Cannabaceae. Bases 1 to 1137 code for a protein of 378 amino acids.
AUGACGUAUAGGCCACCCUAUACCACUCUGGCUAAUAUUAAACAAGAGGUCGGUGAGUCUCUACAAGAUUACUUUAAACGUUUUAAUGCUGAAGUAACAAAAGUAGAGAAGACCCCCGAGUCUUCGUUGGUUUGCAUGUUAAUAACAGGUGUCGUGCAAAGAACCGACUUUUGGAAGGAGCUGCAGGCUCAAAGGCCCGAAUUGUUGGUCGAGUUUUUUGCUAUGGCAGAACCGCAUAAAAGGAUUGAAAAUUCUCUGGCCGAGCUAGAGAAAGGAAAGGAUAAACGUGAGUCUCCAGUACCGCGAUCACGAUCCCGCAGUCCCAGAGGGAGAAGCCCUAGAAGACGCAGUUCCCAAAGACAGCGAAGUCCAAAGUUCGCCAAGUCCCCUCCAAAGAAAGAGUCAUCUCCUAAGAGGAAGGGGGGUCCACGUUUUGUAAACUACACAGAAUUAGUAGUCCCACGAGACCAUAUCUACGCAAUCGAAGAAAAGAACGUGGUCUUCAGAAAGCCUCCCCCAAUACGGGGAAACCGUGACAAGAGAGUGUUGGAUGAGAUCAAGGAACUAAUCGGGCGAGGGAAGUUUGGCAAGUACAAGAAAAAUGAGGAAGGUCAUCCUCGAGCGGAUGACAAGGAAGAAAAUAGCAAUGCGAGUGGUUCAAGAACUCCUCGCAAUAUAUUGACAAUCAUUGGUGGUCCUCACAUCGUAGGAGACUCCAAAAAAUCACAGGAGCGAUACACCAAGGAGGCAAGAGAGACGCCACUCACCAAUGUGAACAAUUUGAGUGAACGACUAGAAAAACUAUUCAAGAAGGAGUGCAAUGAUAUCACAUUCAUGGAAAACGACACCAGAUGGGUUCACCACCCACAUGCCGAUGCACUGGUCAUCAUCGCUAACAUUGGAGGAGACAAUGUCCAGCACAUAUUAGUGGACAACGGGAGUUCUAUGAAUCUCCUUAACUUUCAAGCUUUUAAGCAAAUGGGACUACAAGAAAAGGAUCUGCGACCAGUCGUUUCCAUUAUCUACGAUUUUACCGGGGACACCAUUGCUUUAAAGGGAAUGAUCAAACUCCCAAUCACUUUGGGAACCGCACUUGUCGUGGCCAAGUCAAUGGCUGACUUCGCCCUUGUCGACUAG